Molecule: messenger RNA, 3037 nt
Organism: Cephus cinctus (wheat stem sawfly)
Lineage: Eukaryota; Metazoa; Arthropoda; Insecta; Hymenoptera; Cephidae
Exons: 12
Coding region: 76-2730 (884 amino acids)
Biological process (GO): protein deglycosylation
Cellular component (GO): cytoplasm
Molecular function (GO): mannosyl-glycoprotein endo-beta-N-acetylglucosaminidase activity
Source: RefSeq, a predicted model, not a curated record
GACUAUACACGAGUUACACGAGUCGCAUGACAUUUGUAGUACCGUAUAUGUAUUGUUAAGUGAGCAGUCUGCACAAUGACGAGUGAAGAUGCAAAAGUCUCCAAGCCUAUUGUCGAUUUAGAAGAACUUUAUAAGAAUAUAAAUUGUUUGCCUGAAUGGCUGGAAACUGUGAAGUUGAGAGAAAAUGCAGAAUUUGUUUUUCGUGGAUCCCAAAUAAGUGUCGAUGGAGAAGUUCUUAGAAAAGAAUCGAGGGAUGCUAUGCCAAAGACUAUUUUAUGUCAUGAUAUGAUGGGUGGUUAUUUGGAAGAUAGAUUUAUAAAUGGAUCACAAGCCUAUGAUUCUUAUUUGUUCUAUCAUUGGAAUCUGAUCGAUACGUUUAUAUACUUCAGUCAUCAUUUAAUCACUAUACCGCCUUAUGGAUGGAUUAAUACAGCUCAUAGACAUGGUGUAAAAAUACUGGGCACUGUUAUUACGGAGAAUAAUAAUGGCGAGGAAGUGUGGAAACGAGUACUUGUAUCUGAGGAAAAGUGCAGGGAGUUUGCCAAUGCUCUCAUACACGUUGCACAACAUUAUGGAUUUGAUGGAUGGCUUUUAAACAUUGAGAAUAAAAUUGAGGCAGACUCAAUUGAGAUGCUUUUAUAUUUUAUACGGUACCUCACAAGUAAUAGUCACAUAGCAAAUGAAAUCUCUGAAAUAAUUUGGUACGACAGUGUGACCAUUGAGGGAAAGCUUCAUUGGCAAAAUGAACUAAAUGAUUUAAACAAAGCUUUUUUCCUGGCGUGUGACGGCAUAUACCUCAAUUACAAUAUUACAAAAAAAGGAUUGGCAUCUAGUAAAUCUUUAGCUGAUUUGUACGAUAGAAGUAAGGAUGUCUACGUUGGAGUGGAUGUUCAUGGAAGAGGAUCGCCAGGAGGUGGCGGUUUCGAUUCAAGCGAGGCUAUGCAGAUGAUAGCAGAUAGUCACCUCUCGGCUGCGAUAUUCGCGCCAGCAUGGACUUAUGAAUACUUUAAUGGAGAAAAAUUCUACGAAAUAGAAGAUACAUACUGGGCCCAGCUGAUUCCUUACCUAUAUAUUCACGUACCUUUGUACGAUAAUGAAACCUUCCGGACAUCCUUCUGUCGUGGCGCUGGAGUCAAGUAUUACUGCAACGGCAAGGUCGAAUAUAAUGGGUUCUAUAAUCUAUCCAAGCAAAAAGUACAGCUUUCCGUGACUGUACCAAAUUUAUUAUUCACGCGUAAGGAAUUAAUCAGCGAGAAACCCCUGAAAAAGAUCUACGAAUCCGCAGAAAGGAUCCUGACCAUAAACGGUAGAUCAAUCACGAUAGAGAAAACAAGUACAAAUCCAAAAAAAAAUUAUUUUGAAUUCCACAACAUGUGUUCCUAUAAUGGCGGUGGAUGCUUAAAGCUUAUAACCGUAGAUCCUAAAGUGUAUCACAGGCUGCUAUUGGUCUACGUAGAAUUUGCAAGAGGAAUACAAGCAACCAUCAUCUACAGGAAUAACGGAGAGCAUACGCAAGUACCAAGAAAUUUAAUAACAAGCGCUCCAAUGCUAAUCCUAGGCAACGACCAGGAUCUUAAAUGCAUCAAACCCAUAGACGUGGAGCAAAUAGAUACUCAAUGGAACAGAGGUUUAUAUUCUACUACCAUGAGAAGCAUCUUCGAGAUAGGCCUAGCUUUUUCAACUCCAGGCGGUUACGAGGUCGGCGAGAUCCUUCUAGAAGAAAAACAGCCACGUUUCGGUGUGAUCCUGGUGGUUUUUGGAGUUCUGGUCCUGGUGCACGGAGCUUCUUUAGGAGGAUCCGGAGCAGGACUCUGGGCAGGAGCAGGUGCUCUCGUAGCCGGUGCUCUUGGAGUCAUAGCGACCAUCACCACAUUCACGGAGAAGUCUCAAAAGGGAAACUCUGGUUUUUCAACGGCGUAUCUGGCCUCUAGUUUAGUUUCCUUGGCCCUUUCCAACAUGGCUGCUAUUACGGCCCUUACUGCAGUCGUCAGAGAUUCCCAGAGGGUGCCCGAAAUUACUCUGCUGAGUUUGCCAGAUGAAGAAGAUGAUUUGGUCGAACUAGAAGGUGGUUGGGGUGGUCUUCAAGCUAGCAUCGGUUUGCUCAUCGCCAGUGUCGUCGAACUUCUCAUCUCAGGUUAUAGCUGUGUCACUCUGACCCCUAGACUCUGUAGUUGUCUCAGGUCAAAUAGUGAAACUAGUGAACCUGAGGGCAAACUCAAGACUCAUAAUAUGGUUCAUCAAUGGGUGGUCACUCAGAAUCUUCUUCCUAAGAAUCAACCUAUAUACGUGCUACAGCCUGUACUGCCAAUGCAUCCGAUGAUGCAGCCGCCGUAUGCGACGAUGACUCCUCCACCGCGAAAUUAUCCCGCCCCAGGGAUGAUUUCUCCUCCAGGAAGUAUACCAAUCGGGACUCCGGGAUACAAGCUCGCUGUUCCUCCACACCUCGGGCAUCCUAAUCAACCAUCAUCACAAAUGAUGCGUAUGAAACCCAGAAGACACCCUGGUGAACAUCAUCCUGAACAAAUUCAUGACAGGAAAAGACAUCUUCAAAGUAAAAACGAGAAGAAAUGCCAAACCAUUGGCGAAGAUCAAGUUGACCUUGCUCACACCUAUACAGGACUUGACAAAAGGAUCUCUGAAGAAUUUAUCUCCAUAGCUAUGGAUCCUGAGAGAAAAUCUAAAGCUUCGAGUAGCCUAGGCAGUGAUAUUGGUACUAGAAAGUCAUCCUAAGGGCAUGUAUACAGAAUCAUUAUCACUGAACGUACUCUUCCUUGCUAACUCAAUUUGGACAGAACAAAUGUUGAACAGAAAAUACGACCUAAUUUUUAUUGAGACAGCAGAAAUAAGUUUUUCUGUUUCAGUCUUAAUACUUUUUAAAUCUUCUCCUGUUGAUGUGCCUUACUAGGUAUAUGAGAGUGUAUACCUAUCAAUCUGUGUACAUAGUAUACCUGUAUGCCUCCCCAUGUGUUCUAUCUCUGCGAGAUUGUCUGUAUAUAUGUAUCUAUAGAAUAUAAAUAAAUUGGCACUUUGUUUUGCA